Molecule: messenger RNA, 2952 nt
Organism: Gadus macrocephalus (Pacific cod)
Lineage: Eukaryota; Metazoa; Chordata; Actinopteri; Gadiformes; Gadidae
Gene: esrrb
Product: estrogen-related receptor beta
Biological process (GO): regulation of DNA-templated transcription
Molecular function (GO): sequence-specific DNA binding; zinc ion binding; DNA-binding transcription factor activity
Source: RefSeq, a predicted model, not a curated record
CAAUGAGAUGCCAUGGUAAGCUCCAUUCUUAGUAUAGAGAUACAGUAACAUUGAACAGGACAGAGACCCCUCUGCGUCCUGUGAAUCGGUAUCUGCAUUCUCAGCAUUCUUCUGGAGGUUGAUCUACACUGAACCCCCCCCCCCCCGACGCGGGUUGUUUAAAGCGUGGUGGUGGGUGAGGGGGGGGGGGGGGUUAGACGUGGGUUUUAAAAUGCCGCUUCAGAAGAUGAUGGUCUAGCAGACGUUGAGUUAUGGCUUGAGAUCGCCUCUCACACAGGCGGUGAAAGGUUGACAAUGGUGCCUUUGCAUGCAACACGGGCAGGGUAACAGGCACAGCUCAAUGGGGCCGGCUUAACGUCUCUACCCGGGCUUCACAGCCAUCGCCUCGGUGAAAGUACUUAAAAGUGCUUCAGAUGCAGAUCUUCCGUUUUCCGUCUGUGUGUGUGUGUGUGUACGUGCGUGCUUUUGCCUUGUGUUGAAUUUACGCUGGACAGUGUCAAUCAUUUGUGUACACACAGACAAAAGAAUGAGUGUCAGUAUUUUUUUAACAACUAUAAUCAAUUUAGAAGUUUAAUGUUUACAUGACAUUGAAAGGUUUUUUAAAAUGGGUGCAAAAAAUUGCAAUAUGGUUGCUUUGAAUUUACCGGCUUUGUAUGUUUGUAGAAUGUCACUGAGGAAAACUGGGGAAAUGUUUUUUAAUAGACCGAACAAUGUAGAGGAAAUGGAUUCUCCUUCCUUGAAUCACGUAUCUAAAGCAUUUCUCCACAACUUUGUCUCAGAUUUGAAUUAGACCAAAAGAUAGAAUUACACUUCCGAUGCACACACACUUUCUAUUGUAAAUGAUCUAUUUUUCAUUUUCGCCCGUCUGUCCGUCUGCAGUCGGUAUUUACUCAAGUGGCAGAAACUUUUGUCAAUGCAGCCUCUAUUUCCUAAAUACCUCGCCCGAGUCCGCCGUCCAUGGGGUGAACAGUGUAUUGUGUGUGUGUGUCUGAGCGUGAGUGUGUGUGAGCGCAUGUGUGUGUGUGAGCCUAUUGUACUGCACUGUGUAGAGGAGCGCAGCGAUAGAGCCAACGAGAGCUUGGAUCCCCCCCCGCCCGUCCCCCCGUCGCUUUAAGUCCUGCCCCUCGGAGCCAGCCAACGGCAGCUGUUCCAUAUUCAUCAAGCCCUUGAGUCUUAAAGAGCCCCAUCCUGACCAGGGAAAGACUCAUUCCUCUCGCUCGCUCUCGCCGGCUCUCUCCAUCUUAGCGCUCAUCCACUACUGCCUGGGCUGCUCUCUCUCUCUCCCUCCCUCUCUCUCUCUCUCUCUCUCUCUCUCUCUCUCUCUCGCUUGCUCUCUCCCCCCUCCCCUUUACCUCUCUACACCCCACCCUCACUCCGCCCCCAACCCGCCCCCCCCCACCCCCACCUCCGCUCUCCUCCCUCCCUCCCUCCCUCUCUCUCUCUCUAUCUCUCUCGCCCGCUCCCUCUUGCUCAUAUACACAUUCACUGACAUGCACACACUCACAUACGCUCAGAUGCCAAUUCUAUCUCUCUAGCAGCGCACGUAUAUAUGUAUAGAUACAUAUAUAUAUACACACACACACACACACUCGCACACUCUCAACCACACACACACGCACACACUUACUCCCAGCACACGCUGACCACGCGCACACACGGACACACACAUGCCCGCGCGACACCCGGCUCCGGUGAGAGACGUACCUGCGCAGGCUGGGCACCGCCGUGCUGGAGGGCUCGCUCCAUAGCGCCGCGUCUCGGGCCGCCGCGCCGUCAGUCGGGGGAAGAAGCCGCUGUCGAUUGUUUCCUCUUUCCACUUCCUCUCAUUCCUGGAAUGCUAAAACUGGACUGAUGGACAUUUCAGAACUUUGUCUCCCAGACCCCCUCAGCUAUCACAACCAGGCCUCGUUGUCCAAUUCAUUAGGGCGGUUUCUCAGUCCGCUGGCUACAUUGGAGCCUUCUCAUUUCUGGCUGCUGAAUAGGAUGGCCGCCGAUGACCGGCACCUCCCCUCCAGCUGUGGGUCCUACAUCAAGACGGAGCCGUCCAGCCCCUCCUCGGUGGUGGACACGGUCAGCCACCACAGCCCCAGCGGCAACUCGGACGCCAGCGGCGGCUAUGUCAGCGCCAUGAACAGUCACUCCAACGGCCUGGACUCCCCGCCCAUGUUCACCCCUGUCGGGCUGGGCGGCGCGGGCAGCUGCCGCAAGCGUUACGACGACUGCUCCAGCAGUAUCAUGGAGGACUCGCCCAUCAAGUGUGAAUACAUGCUGAACUCCAUUCCUAAGAGGCUGUGCCUGGUGUGCGGCGACAUCGCCUCGGGUUACCACUACGGCGUGGCCUCGUGCGAGGCCUGCAAGGCCUUCUUCAAGAGGACAAUACAAGGUGUGUGUUUUGGUGCUCUGGGUUGGGGGUGUGUUUGUGUGUGUGACCGUGUGGCUAGAGAACGAGAGAGAGCACAUGUGUUCGGCAAUAUUGUACAGCGCUUUGAGUGGACACUGGUUAGAAAAGUGCUGUAUAAAUGCAGCCCAUUUACCAUCUACAACCUCCAGUGUAUUCAUCGUGCUCUAAUCCUCCCUGAACGUUCCCCUCAUGUUGACGGCUGUGCCCUCCUACUUGCAGACUCCAUGCACAUAGAGGACAUGGAGGCGGUCCAGAAGCUGCAGGACGCUCUGCACGAGGCCCUCCAGGACUACGAGAGCAGCCAGCACCCGGAGGACCCGCGGCGGGCGGGCAAGCUGCUCAUGACCCUGCCCCUGCUGAGGCAGACGGCCACCAAGGCCGUGCAGCACUUCUACAGCAUCAAAGUGCGCAAGGUGCCCAUGCACAAACUCUUCCUGGAGAUGCUGGAGGCCAAGGUCUGAUGGGGAGGAUUGUGGGUUUAACCCCUGGCAACGGCCGAUGGCGAUCGCAGGGGAGGGAAGAGGGGAGAAGGGGUUCGGGGGUGGGGGGCU